Dicentrarchus labrax (European seabass) is the source of this 714-nucleotide messenger RNA. RefSeq names its product ribonuclease P/MRP 14 subunit (gene rpp14). Gene Ontology annotation, biological process: tRNA 5'-leader removal. The record is from RefSeq and is a predicted model, not a curated record. NCBI's taxonomy places the organism in Eukaryota, Metazoa, Chordata, Actinopteri, Moronidae. Gene Ontology annotation, cellular component: ribonuclease P complex. The transcript is spliced from 6 exons. The coding region runs from base 176 to 565 and encodes 129 amino acids.
GCACAGCCUGCUUUUUGACGACUGCGCCUGCGCACUGGUUCAAAGUUUCGUACGGAGGCUGAAAGCUUCAAAACACGCGGUCGUCUCCCCGCGUUGAUGCAGCUGUCUGAAGUCAGCUGAUCGCCCCGCUGCUCGUCAAACUGUUGGGAGUCCGAGUCUCUGAUGCUUUAAUAUAAUGAGACGCUCCGACAAGAAGGACGAACCUUCAGUCUACCAGCGGGUCGUGUUGAAGAACGCCUCGCCCUACCACUACCUGAAGGUCUGCCUCGUGCUGGAGGAUGAGUCAACCAGACUGAGCGCAGUCGAACUGAAGCAGUUCAUCAUCACAGGUCUGAGGAGUCUGUAUGGAGAGGUGGGAGCAGCGCUGAACUUUGACCUGUUGAAGUACGAUGAAGACACCUUCACUGCUUUACUGCGUGUUUACAGCAGGGGUUUGGUGAAGCUGUGGAGCUCCCUCACUCUGCUGGGCUCCUACCAGAAUCAGACUUGUGCCUUCAGAGUGUUGCAGGUGUCUCCGUUCCUGCUCGCGCUGACAGGAAACAGUCGAGAGCUGCAGUUGGACUGAAGGAGUUGUUUUUGUUCAGGAUGAGUUUCAUGUGGAGCAGAAUCUUUAAUAAACCGCGGCCGUGCCGGUCUUUUCCUCCCUCCUGUCGACUGCUCCACAUCGGCCAGCGAGCCUCCCUCACCAAAGCGUUCUCCGCCCGCGACGUGGAG